AUGUUUGCCAGCUUCGAAUCGACCGCCAACGGACUGAAAACUGCCGUGCCAGAGCGGAGGUUGAUUCGCUCCAGCGAAGGGUGUCUGCCGUGUAAGCAGCCUGAUUACUCAACUGCGCACACCCGAGAAACAGUCGCUAAUACGACUGGCGAAGGUCGACAGAAGCGAAAGAAAUGCGACAAUGUCAGACCUGCUUGCGGUUUGUGUCGAAAUAGUACCAGGCGCGACGUUUGUACAUGGCCAGCAGAAGACGUACGCCGCAAGCGAAUACGGGUCUCGAAGAGCCCUUCUGCCAAUGGCUCGACUGGUCGCGGAGACGAUGCGUCGACUUCGUGUAGUGACACUACCGAGAUCGAAUGCCUCUCUGACAGAUCCCUUUUAUCACAUCUCGCCGCCGUGUCGCAGGAGCUCAGGUCUGUCGGCGACUUGCCACCUUUCGACCUGCCCGACAGCGUCAAGCAGGUCUCACCCGAGCUCUCCUUUCCGGGUAUACUGCACAUCACCCUAGCCUUCCAGCAUCGGGUCCUUGCCCGUAAGCACGACUACAGUAGCUCACUCAUGAUGCUGGGUCUGCCGACCUUACGAUCGAAUCCAGCACUCAUACACGCCUGGCUCGCCAGCAGUAUCGCUGCAAUAUAUCCCGAUGCCGAGCAUCGACAGCGGCAAGCUUUGCUGCAUCACGGUCGUGCUUUGAAAGCCCUGCGUAUCGCUAUGGUAAGCCCAGGCCGCGUUUACAACGAAGAAUGGAUCAGGGGCACAAUCCUAAUGCUGCACAUUUUCGAAGCCAUCGGCUCUGUACACAACCACGUAAAGUUAUCAACAGCCCACCUCAACGCCGGACACAUUGUCUUUGGUCAGAGCCUGAAACAGGGCCUACCCAACAACAUCCACGACAUGCUCCUCCUCGAAGCCUACACUUUCCGCGUCACCUGCAAUUGUCUCUUCCAACAAGACAACUUACCUUUCGAUUACAUGGAAACUCUCACCAGUGCCUUAAUGCGAACCGUCGAAUCUCUCGGCCUCGAGGUCAAAGACCCCGCGUGUCUUCCCUGGGUCGGACAAAUCGGCAUAGACCUUGUUAUCAAGAUCUACAAACUCUCCUGGCUCGCGAGGCGGCUCCCCCUAACAGGUCAAGACGCCAUCGAAGCCGCAGCAAUAGCGCGCUCCCUCCCUACCCACCGCCCUUUCGCCGCCUGUCUCCACGGCGUAGUCACGGAUGACGACCACGAUAGCCGGUACUGGUUCAACGCCCGCACCAAGCAAUCGUUCUGGCAUGCGUGCUCCUUCCUCGCCGAACUUAUCCUCUCCCCUGAUAACACGAUCGCCUCUGUCACGACCGCGAACGAACACUACGACAAGGGGAUCAGGAUCCUCGAUAAAGCUAGUGGCGAAGAUCGAGUAACGGCUUGUCUCCUCUGGCCGCUGGCGGUGCUGGGUAUGGCGGUCGAUAGUCCGGAGCGGUUGGAUCGGUGUCAGAAGAUUGGGAUUAGGUUGGCGGUUAGUGGAGGGAGGCAGGCGAGUGCGAGGAUGAGUGUCAGUUUGGCGAAGUUGUAUGAGUUGAGGAUGGAGAGGAAGGGGAAGCUGGGGCUUGAGGAGGUGUUGAGGACGUUGAGCUGUGGGGGGGUGUUUUUAUGA
This is a messenger RNA of Fulvia fulva, 1635 nucleotides long. RefSeq lists its product as uncharacterized. The record is from RefSeq and is a predicted model, not a curated record. The transcript is spliced from 2 exons. Lineage: Eukaryota; Fungi; Ascomycota; Dothideomycetes; Mycosphaerellales; Mycosphaerellaceae. The coding region runs from base 1 to 1635 and encodes 544 amino acids.